UACGUGUUCGCAUAUCCACACUUGCUCCACCACCUUGGUCUAUUUUCUACUUCUCUAAACGCAACAUGGCCCUCGCGAUGAAGGCUCAGGCUUCCAGCCUGGUGGCUGGCCAGCGCCGCGCUGUGCGCCCCGCUUCGGGCCGUCGCGCUGUGAUCACUCGCGCUGCUCUGGAGCUGAAGUCUCCCCCCUACGCUCUGGAUGCUCUGGAGCCCCACAUGAGCAAGCAGACCCUGGAGUUCCACUGGGGCAAGCACCACCGCGCCUACGUGGAUAACAUGAACAAGCAGGUCGCUGGCACUCCCCUGGACGGCAAGUCGCUGGAGGAGAUCGUCCUGGCCAGCUGGAACAAUGGCCAGCCCACCCCGGUGUUCAACAACGCCGCUCAGGUCUGGAACCACACUUUCUUCUGGGAGAGCAUGAAGCCCAACGGUGGCGGUGCCCCCACCGGCGCGCUGGCUGAGGCCAUCACCCGCGACUUCGGCAGCCUGGACAAGUUCAAGGAGGAGUUCAAGCAGGCUGGCAUGACCCAGUUCGGCUCUGGCUGGGCCUGGCUGAACGCCGACAAGACCGGCAAGCUGUCGAUCAGCAAGUCGCCCAACGCCGUGAACCCCGUGGUGGAGGGCAAGACCCCCAUCCUGACUGUCGAUGUGUGGGAGCACGCCUACUACAUUGACGUGCAGAACCGCCGCCCCGACUACAUCACCACCUUCAUGGAGAAGCUGAUCAACUGGGACGCCGUUGCUCAGCGCUACGCCGCUGCCACCAAGUAAUUGGUCACAAGCAUGUCGGCGCCAGGCGACCGUGAUAGCCUGGUUUCGCGCGGCGACUCGGUGUCGGAUUGACAUAUGGCAAAGUGAUAUGUGCGGGGUUGUUGAUUGCCUAAGAUGCAAGGGUAUUUGCUAGGGGUUGUUGGCGGUUGGUGCACGGUUGAACGCGCACACGGUUCUUUGACCACUCCCCCAGAUCAUGCACUGCUUCCAAUUUUGUCGUUUCCUGGCGAGUGCGCAUGGCCUAGUGUCAGUGCCCUUGCUGAUUAGUUACUUUUUGACAGGUUCUAGGCAAGGCCCGGUAGUGGUUCAGUCGUGGGGAAGCAGCGUGCACGCACGGCAGGGCAUUACUGGUGCCGAGAUGCUUCGGGACACUUGCAGCUGAUACGUAAGGGAUUGUGACCGAAGCAAGGUCUGAAGUUGCGAUGUAAGGAUUACGGUGU
Chlamydomonas reinhardtii is the source of this 1210-nucleotide messenger RNA. RefSeq lists its product as uncharacterized. Gene Ontology annotation, cellular component: chloroplast nucleoid. Gene Ontology annotation, molecular function: metal ion binding; superoxide dismutase activity. The record is from RefSeq and is a predicted model, not a curated record. The transcript has a single exon. Gene Ontology annotation, biological process: superoxide metabolic process. The coding region runs from base 66 to 770 and encodes 234 amino acids. Lineage: Eukaryota; Viridiplantae; Chlorophyta; Chlorophyceae; Chlamydomonadales; Chlamydomonadaceae.